UUUAGCUUAUCACGCCGGUUGGAUAUGAGUUAAAAGAAGGUGUUGAUAUUAACUAAAUUUUAUUUUAAUUAAACUAAAAUUAUGUAGUUUUUAAUUAUGAAGAUUUUAUUAUAUUUUAUAUGUUAUUUGUUUGUAAAUAAUAUUUGUCAAAACAAACUAUUGCUUAAGUUUAUACGGACAUACAUACAUAUAUGAACCAAUAUGUAUAUAGACCAACAAAAAUUAACUAAUACUUUCAAUUAUGUAAACAUUUUUAUAAAAUUUUUUAUUUGUACUUUAUCUGACUUCGAUCUGACUAACUACCAGCAAAUAUUGAAAUUUAAAAGUAUAAGCUGUACUUACGAGCAGAAAGUCAAGCAAAAUGUAAACAAACCGCAAAACAAAACAACAACUAUAAGGAAAACAACAACAACAACAACCAUAACGAAAACAACAUUAGCAUAUCAGCGAGGAUCGCUACGAAGGCUCUGCUCGCUUAGAAUGCAAGGCGUUAACGAGCCGCUGCCGCGAGGAUAGCUUAAAGGUGCGCACGAAAACGUAAACAAGUGCAGAACAAUACUUGUUUGUGUCAAAAUUAGUAAAUGGAUUGGAUGUUGUUUUGCAAAAACAUGUUUAGAAGAGGAAUCCUGAAGAAUAAAAAUGAAAAUGUAAACAAAUGUUUUGUUUGGCAUGUUGUUUUGCAAAAACAAGAUUUAAAGGAGAAUCCCUGAAAAAUAAAAACGGAAACGUAAACAAGUCUUUGUUUGUCCUCCGAGCGUUAUCAGCUAAGAAUGUGUGGCACUUUUCAAGUGUGCUGAUAUCGCAACAUUUUGUGGCAUAUAAAUUGGUGCGGCCGAGGGCUAGCUAGAUCAUUACUAAGAAUUUAAGCAUUGUGACAACACAUUGAUUGUGCCGUGAAGAAAAUUCAGAAGAAAAACCAAAUCACUUCGUAGAAAUUCUACACAAAUUCGUUAAAAGUGUUAAAUUAUUUCAAAGAAAUCCGUGCAACAAACAGCUCAAGAAAAUGGAUCUAUCUAUGCAUGAUAAUGCCGAGAACCAGCUCUAUCACCACAAGAAGUUCGAUCAUGGCAAGCGUCCACGUGAAGAAGAUGUACUACAAGAGCUGGAUCAACUCAAUCGCGACCGACGCUCGCCACCGAACGCUAUAUUGCUCAAUCCACACUUUUACGGUGUUGAGCGCGCUACAACACCAUUCUCCACCGACUCAAAUUGCUCUUCUGAGUAUAUGGGCUUUGUGACGCGCUUCAAUGCCACCAGCACGCCAAGCAGCAAGCGGCCACGCCUAAUGUCCAGUGGUGCAUGUGGCACAUCCAAUCCAAGCAGCGAGGAUAGCGGCGUCGUCACAUUAACACCAAAGAAAGGGGUAGCAGCCAGCGUGUCCCAACUUGGUCAACAACGCAAACGCCAGCUAAAGCCAUCGUUGCUCGCACAACCGUCGAAGAAGAAACAGAAGACUGUGCAAGUCGGCGAAACGAAACAUAAUUACACAACACCCAAAAAGCCGGGUAACAACAGCAGCUCUGGUGACAACAGCGCCAUCAGUCCUAUCACCGGCAGCAGUGUCAUUAAUGUGUCCGCCAACACAAGCGCCAUUAGCACCUUGGCCAUCAAGGGCAACAAAACAAAUUUGUCGAACAAAAGUGUUAGCCCGGUGAGUGCCAACAGCAUUAAAGCGGUGCUUAAGCCCACAGAAGUCGGUACCUUGGAGUUGCCUAAAAGCGCUGAUUCUCUCGUCAACAGCAGCGACCCUCAAUUGGACGCCAGCGCGGUGCUGUCACGCAUUAGCGAGGAUAAGCUGCGCAGCAUUUGCACUUUUCACACGAACAUGGUGCGCCAGUUUCCGAAGAAGGAGCGUUCGCCCAAGGAUCAGGAGCGUCGCAAUAAAAACACAAUCGCUUGCCGUAUGAGUCGUCGUAUCAAAAAGCUGGAACAGAUCGCUGUCGAAGAAGAAUGUAAAGAGCUAGAACAGCAACAUGAAGCAAUGACAGAAGAGAUAUUGCGUGCUACAGCUUAUCUGGACCAAUUGGAGCUGUUAAUGGCACAAACACAAAUUUCUGACGAUGACGAAUCCGAAAUCGAUGUCGUUAAUAUUAGCAAUGAGCGAUGUGACACUCCGGCUACGGCAAGCGCGUCGAAGCUGCACAACAAGCCUGUUGGUGUGCCUAUGCUGCCGCCACCUGUUAUGGGACCUGCCAGCAGGAUAAAGCCACAUCCUUUUUCGAUCGCAGGCUUAUUGGGCAAUCUGAGCCCAAUAAAUGCGUGAAUACAAGUCUUUCCUUUGAAGUAUAAGUAACUUAGCUAUAAGCAUUAAAAUAGUUUUAUUUAAUUACAAAGAUAUUUGUGUAUAUACAUAUAUAUUAUAUAACUUCUUGUACCAGAUGUUACAGUUAAAGUUUUGAUUCGAGAAAUCAAUUGGAAAAAUUUUUAAGGUUAAGAUAAGAUUUAGAGACAUAGCUAAGAUUAUGUUUGUAUUACUAAAUAGUAUUUAUGUUUGUAAAAUUAUUUAUUGAAUUUUCUUAAAGUUUAAUCUAAAUGUACUGUAUUUAAAAAAAUGUUGUGUUUUUGAGAAUAUGCUAAGCCUGGUUGUCUUAAAAUAUUUAACGUUAAUAAAAAGCUAAAAUUUGUUAGCAAAAGUAUA
Molecule: messenger RNA, 2638 nt
Organism: Bactrocera dorsalis (oriental fruit fly)
Lineage: Eukaryota; Metazoa; Arthropoda; Insecta; Diptera; Tephritidae
Exons: 2
Coding region: 1004-2263 (419 amino acids)
Biological process (GO): regulation of DNA-templated transcription
Molecular function (GO): DNA-binding transcription factor activity
Source: RefSeq, a predicted model, not a curated record